UCGAAAGAAUAUCGAUGUUGAUAAUAUUACUAAACUGCGUGACGCUGGGCAUGUACCAGCCCUGUGUGGACGACCAGUGCGUCACCAACAGGUGCAAGAUAUUACAGGUUUUUGAUGACAUCAUAUUCGCAUUCUUUACACUUGAAUUGACGAUUAAAAUGGUGGCGAUGGGAAUCUACGGUCAUGGGACUUACCUGGCAGAUUCUUGGAACCGACUGGAUUUCUUUAUAGUCAUGGCUGGGGCUCUAGAAUAUGCUUUGAACGUUGAAAAUAUAAAUUUAUCUGCUAUUAGAACCAUCCGAGUUCUAAGGCCCCUGAGAGCUAUUAACAGGAUACCGAGUAUGCGUAUUCUAGUGAUGUUACUUCUCGACACAUUACCGAUGUUAGGAAAUGUUCUUCUUCUGUGCUUCUUUGUUUUCUUCAUAUUCGGUAUAGUUGGAGUACAGCUCUGGGAAGGAAUUCUGAGGCAGCGCUGCGAACUUGUCCUGCCACCUAACGUACUACGACCCAACAUAUCGUUUCACUACGAGUUCUCGAAAGAGUUGGACUACAUCUGUACGACGCCGGAAGAUAGCGGUAUGCAUUUAUGUGGAAACUUCCCUCCUUACCGAUAUGGACCGUUAGUCUGCAACGACACAGCGAAACCAUUCUCAUACAACUACCCGACAAACAACUCAUGUGUUGACUGGAAUCAGUAUUAUACCAACUGCACCCAACGUGGUCCCAAUCCAUUCCAAGGAACAAUAUCUUUCGAUAACAUAGGGCUUGCAUGGGUAGCUAUAUUUUUGGUUAUAUCUUUGGAAGGAUGGACGGAUAUCAUGUAUUAUGUACAAGAUGCACAUAGUUUCUGGGAUUGGAUAUAUUUCGUUCUAUUAAUUGUAAUCGGUUCAUUUUUCAUGAUCAAUUUGUGCCUGGUCGUAAUAGCGACUCAAUUCAGCGAAACAAAGAAACGAGAAAUGGAGAGAAUGCGAGCUGAACGGGCUCGUUUUACGUCGUCUUCGACUUUAGCCUCGUCUACAAACAAUAGCGAACCAGCCACUUGUUAUGCUGAAAUAGUCAAGUAUGUCGCGCAUUUGUGGAGACGAUUCAAACGACGAAUGGCUAAAAAGAUCAGAGUAUAUAAAUAUCAACGAGCUCAACUAAAAUGGAGGACCAGCCAAGAAACUCUUCAAUUGCCUGCUAAUCGUCCAAAACAACACCAUCCAUGUUGUCCCCGUGUUCACGUUCAGGGUAACGGAAAAGGAAUCACUGAAGAGGUUGGUGAUGAACCUCUCAGCAGACCGAGUUUAUUACGUGUACCUUCACUUUCGGCUGCCGAUCUUGAGAACGCAUCAAACCUGUCGUUGCUGUCGCCUCCAUCACUAGCUCGAAGACGUUCCUCCGUCAUGUUCAGUGAUACAGUGCUGCUUCAUGUUCCGAACGCCCAACACCUAGCUCAUCCCCACAACGUAUGCUCUUCGGAAAAGAUGACCCAAACAGAAUUUGACUUGCCACCCGGAGAAACUGCUGAAGAUCGAGCCGCAGCGGGAGGAACAAUGUCAUGUCAAGAAUUGUUAGCAUUAUCAGGUGCACUAUCAGCUGCUUUACCAACAGGCCAAGUUGCAUUGGACACAUUUUUUGAAGAACUGACGAAAGGAAUGAGCAAACGAGCCGGUGAAGAUAAAAUGGAAACUAAGAUCGUAGAAAUAGAAGAUUUUUCAUGCUGCGCAGAACUAAUAGCCGCCGAGGCCGCUGCCACAGAAAAGAAAAAAGGCCGAAUUGCAAACGCCUGCAUUAAAUUGUGGCGAAGAAUAUUGAAAUUCUUUUCAUUGUUACGAAAACAUAUUAAAACCAUUGUUAACCAUAAAUAUUUCCAACAAGGUAUUUUGCUGGCUAUAUUAAUUAACACGCUGUCUAUGGGAAUAGAGUACCACAACCAACCUCAAGAGUUGACAGUGAUUGUGGAAAUCAGUAACGUUGUUUUUUCUGGAAUCUUUGCUGUCGAAAUGCUACUUAAAAUUAUUUCGGAAGGGCCCUUUAAGUAUAUAUCCAAUGGUUUUAACGUUUUCGACGGCGUUAUUGUAAUAUUAAGUGCAUUUGAGUUAGCUCAGAGUAUGGGGAACGAACAUGAUUUGGCUGGAAGUUCAGGCUUAUCUGUCUUACGUACAUUUCGACUUCUACGCAUACUGAAGCUGGUACGAUUCAUGCCCAACUUAAGAAGACAGCUGUUCGUUAUGCUGAGGACCAUGGACAAUGUUGCCGUGUUUUUUUCGCUGCUGGUUCUUUUUAUUUUUAUAUUCAGCAUCCUCGGUAUGAACCUCUUCGGGUGCAAAUUCUGCAAGAAAGAUGAAGAGGGCGAUGUAGAGUGCGACAGAAAAAACUUUGAUACUCUCUUGUGGGCCUUUGUGACGGUGUUUCAGGUUUUAACUCAGGAGGAUUGGAAUGUUGUUUUAUUUAACGGUAUGGAAAAAACGAGUCAUUGGGCUGCAUUGUAUUUUGUGGCCUUAAUGACUUUUGGAAACUAUGUUUUGUUUAACUUACUAGUAGCCAUUUUAGUAGAAGGAUUUAGUUCAGAGAGAAAUGAAAGAAGAGAACGAGAACAACGUGAAUUGGCUAAAUCUAAAUUAUCAAGUGAAUGUUUUUCUGACAAUAAUGAAUUACAGUACGACGAAUCUAAUUCAGGAUCGCAUUCUAGUGACAGUUUUUCACAGAAUGAAAUAAAAAACUACUGGAAAUCAGCAGAUGAUGUCCGCAAAGUCAAAGAUGAUAACGGACAUAAAGAUAAAUCCGUAAAAGUUCGCCGCAAAGCUAAAUCUUCCGCACACCAUCCGUCGUUAUGCAAAGACUGUGCGCAAUCAAACAAAUGUAACAUUCAAAAAGAAUCAAAAAUGUUGGCAUCAAAUAUAGGCACUAUUGAAAAUGGUAAUGGAACUAUUGUCCCAAAAAUAACUCAUACAGCGGCUACACCUCAAGAUUCACCAUCCACGACCUUGGAGCCUGGUGCAACGUUCAGAGAUUUUAACGUAGCCUUAACAUUAGAAAGAUCGACCAUGCUAUCUAGUUUAGACUCUAUAGAUAGAACAUCGUGUACGAGUAUACCAGGAUUACUGAAACCUCCAAACAGUUAUACGCUUACACUUCAUUCUGCAGCUGCUCAAUUAGGCGCUGAGAAAGCUAGGCUCCCACCACCAAUGACUCUUGCUCCACCACCCAUCACUCUCGCACCUCCACCAUCCAGAUCUACCUCACCUGGAUCUAUAACACCCACUAUUCCUAGAUCAUUACCAUCCCCUAUAAUACCAGAAAAAAAUUUUCAAGUUACUAUAGCCAAGGACGAAAACUGUCUCAAUGUUAGUGAUAAAUCUAGUUUAUUGAGUUCACAAAAAAGUCUCAGCAUAACAACACCAAAUAUAGUCGGAGAUGAUAAAUAUAGAGUGCAAAGAGGCUACAGUUGGCGGCUGUCUCGACCAAGCUUAAGGCGCAAAAAGCAACGAACAGGCUCUGACUCUGACGCUGUAGUCCUUAAUAAUGGACGUGAUCAUAUUGCAUGUAACGGAUCUAAUCUUAGAAAAAAUGAGUUGUUGCUGUCUUCAACUAUAGUUAUUAAAAAUGACACACAAUCAGAGAUCAACAAUAGACCAAAAACCCAGUUACCUGCUCCUAGAGUGCUAGCUACGCAAGCUAGACGAGUUUCUGCACAUACAACUCCAAUUUUACCAGAUGUAUCUUGGAAAGCGCCGGAAGUAGGAGCAGGAUUUUCGUCUGACUCGACAGUAAGAUUAGAUGCUGUAAAAUCUCCACAUCAUAGACUUUCUUUGACAAAUGACUACCUUACGGUAACGUCAGGUUCGGAAAUCAAAGCAAGCAAUUUGGCACCAGCAGUUGCUCCAAAUGCACAAAUACAGUCCAGAAAUGAACCUGUACGAACGAGCAGUCAAGCCUUACCUCUCAUUAAACAAAUUAACGAGGAGGUGGCGAUUAACAAUAGUGUCUGCAUAUUUUCGUCUAGAUUUGAUAGGCGACGAUUUCAUUUUAAAGAUCUUUUUCGAUUUAUGGAACCAACGGGAUGUCUCAAGGAAAAAGAGGAUUACUCUUUAUACAUAUUCGCCCCCGAUAACAAAAUUAGAACACUUUGCACGUGGAUGGUAACAAGAAGUGCGUUUGAUAAUAUAGUUUUACUAUUUAUAGCACUAAAUUGUAUCACCUUAGCUAUGGAGCGACCCAACAUUCCCCCUGACUCUAAAGAAAGGGCUUUUUUGUCUAGCGCUAAUUACGUCUUUACAGUCGUGUUCGCUGUUGAAAUGUUUAUUAAGGUUGUCGCAUCUGGAAUGUUUUACGGGUCUGAAGCUUAUUUUACUUCUGGUUGGAAUAUCAUGGAUGGUUCUCUGGUUAUUAUUUCUAUAAUUGAUUUGUUAAUGUCAUUAGUGUCCGAGUCUAGUCCACGAAUUUUUGGAAUUCUAAGGGUAUUUAGAUUGUUGAGAUCUUUAAGACCCUUGAGAGUAAUUAAUAGGGCCCCAGGAUUAAAGCUCGUCGUUCAAACAUUGUUAUCAUCACUUAGACCGAUUGGAAAUAUAGUUUUAAUAUGCUGCACGUUUUUCAUUAUAUUUGGCAUUUUAGGAGUUCAGCUCUUUAAAGGUGCAUUUUUCUAUUGUGAAGGAGCAAGUAUUAAAAACGUCAAAAAUAAAUCAGAUUGUCUGGCUAUUGAGGGUAAUGUAUGGGUAAAUAGGAAAUACAACUUCGAUGACCUGGGUAAAGCUUUGAUGUCAUUAUUUGUGCUUAGUUCAAGGGAUGGUUGGGUAAAUAUCAUGUACACAGGCCUUGACGCUGUAGGUGUUGAUCAACAGCCCAUUGUUAACUACUCAGAAUGGAGACUUUUAUACUUUAUUGCAUUUAUAUUAUUAGUUGGAUUCUUCGUUCUAAAUAUGUUCGUGGGAGUUGUGGUAGAAAAUUUUCACCGAUGUAGAGAAGAACAAGAGAAAGAAGAGAGAGUCAGGCGGGCCGCAAAAAGGGCGCUUCAAAUGGAAAAAAAGAGACGAAAAAUGCAUCAACGUCCAUAUUAUGCAGACUACUCACAAUACCGCCUUUUCGUACAUAACGUAGUCACAUCAAAAUAUUUUGAUCUGGCAAUUGCGGGUGUCAUCGGUUUAAAUGUUGUGACUAUGGCUAUUGAAUACUAUAGAAUGCCACCAGCCCUACAAUAUGCACUUAAAAUAUUUAACUACUUUUUCACUGCCGUAUUUAUACUUGAAGCAGUUAUGAAACUUGUGGCACUGGGCUUCAAAAUUUAUCUAAAAGACAAAUGGAAUCAAUUAGAUGUUAUAAUUGUAAUACUAUCCAUAGUAGGAAUAGUUCUAGAAGAAUUAGAGACUAACAUUAUUCCAAUAAAUCCGACAAUAAUGAGAGUAAUGAGGGUGUUAAGAAUUGCAAGAGUAUUAAAAUUAUUAAAAAUGGCAAAAGGUAUAAGGGCAUUAUUAGAUACGGUAAUGCAAGCUUUACCUCAAGUUGGAAACUUAGGACUUCUAUUUUUUCUUCUGUUCUUUAUAUUUGCGGCAUUAGGUGUUGAAUUAUUUGGUAGACUUGAAUGUAGCGAUGAAAUUCCUUGCCAAGGUCUCGGUGAACAUGCUCAUUUUGCGAACUUUGGCAUGGCAUUCCUUACACUAUUCCGUGUUGCAACUGGAGAUAAUUGGAAUGGCAUCAUGAAGGAUACUUUACGAGAAGAUUGUGAUAGUUCCGUAGAUUGUGUACGGAACUGUUGUGUUUCAACGAUUAUUGCACCUAUAUUUUUUGUUGUAUUCGUACUUAUGGCACAAUUUGUACUCGUCAAUGUAGUUGUUGCUGUACUCAUGAAACACCUCGAGGAAUCACAUAAACAAAUGGAAGAUGAAAUUGAUAUGGACGUCGAACUAGAACGUGAAUUAGAAAGAGAAGCGGAUGAUGAGGAAGAUAGAGCUCUAUGUCGAGCUUUAGAAGAAUGUGUUUCUCCUCCACGACCUUUGAAUAAGGUACCAUCACUCCCAGCAAAUUUCACUUACAGCGAACCCAAACAACAACCGAUACCUUCACCUGCACGCAGACGUCGCACUUUACAUUCCCAUCAUGCUUUGUUGCCGGCCGCUUUGCCUCAAAGACGAGCAUCUCUGUCACCUCAUGCAUUUGGACGACGUCGACAGGAUUCAACUCCAGAAACACCAUAUCCACCAGCGCUAUACGAAGAAGAGGCACGAUUUAUAGAUGCCGACGACAUUGAUGAAUUAGAACCUGGUAGCCCACCACGACAUGAUUCCUUUUCCCAAAACCGAAGACAAAGAGUUGAUAAAAGAAAUUCUCUUCGAGGUGAAGAGGCCAGACUACUUCGACCUACGCCUAUUUUGUUAGCAGUUCCUACAACAAGGCAAAGCCUUCGGCGAAAUAGUUCAAAAAGAAGAUCUUCUACAGAAUCUGGAGCUACAAGCAGAUUAAGUCAAAUGUCAGUACAAACACCUUCUUCUCCGGAAGAAAAUAAUAAAGAAAUUACUGAAGAAGAAAAAAUUAGAAUCGUUAUAGCUGAACGAAGAAAAAUAGAUAAUAUAAAACCCGAACCGGAAGAUGUGGAACUAUCAGAGCGAGCUUCCUAGUCCAGGCGGGGCCGGCCGCUACAACACCACGAAGUGUAUAUAUAGAUCACACAAUGUGAUCUAUUUCCAGUCCUUCCCAUACCUACCUUCCAGACUAAAAUGGGUGUGCUACGGAAAGUGUAAAGUUUGAACUCGGUUAAAACCAGUGAAUGUAUAAUUAUAUAUAUGAUUAUAUACAUAAGUGAUUUGCGUCUUGAAGUGACUACAUUUCGACAUCUCUUCGUGACCGAUUGAAUGAUUGUAUCCAUGAUCUGUUUGAGACAUUUACCUUUUCUAUUUCCCUAGAAACCUUUUGUUUUCCAUUGCGGCCGGUUCGAUUUCAAAAAACAUAAAAGAGACUUCUUUACAUUUAAGAUUUAUUUUAGAUUAUUUAGAUAGUUGUUAGAACUAGUCAAUUAGUGGUGGUGGGAUGUUUUCUACGAGUGCUAAGGUUUUCUUAAUGUGUUUAGAUAAUCUCUUUGUACGGUGCUUGCUGUUAAGAUUUUGUUUGUUGUAUGUAAAAUUCACUUUUUAUAAGUUUACGUCAACCUCAACGAAUAAUACGAUUCUAUUUUAUAUACUGUUUCUGUUAAUGUUUCUUGUUUGCUUAAAUAUCAAUACGGAUGUUAGAUUUAAUUUACGUUUUAAGUACGGGUUUCGAAUCAUUGAAUUUAGAUUUUCAUAAGUCAACGAUUUGAAAAGCCUAUUUAUAAAUUGUUUCACUGUUUAAAUUAGUUUGUAUGUACUCCUAGUAAGGGACUGCUUAGACUCGUAGCGAACUUUUUCUAGGUAGAUCUAUGUCAAUCUUUAUUAUAAAAACGGAACCAAAACUUGGUGAAUUGAAUAUUAUCUUUUAAGACAAAAUCAAUAUUUUCUGUAAAAAAAAAUAAAUCCUAUUUUCAUACAAAAUCAUGUACUUACUUAUAAACUUAACUGGCGAUGCGCACAUCUUAGAAAGUAGUUUAAAAAUAAAUUACUGGAUCCAACUUUCACUAAUAGACUUCAAGUGUUAAAAAUAAAAACUAGUGGUCUGAAUAAUAGAUAUGAUUUAGAUUAAUAUUGUUCAUUAGCAUUUUAAUUUAAUGCGGUGCCAAAUUUACACUAUUCAUUAACAAAUUUAAUUCAUAAAUUAAUAGUUUCUACAGAUAUCCCAUAUCUCUUAUUUGAUGACCACAAUAUCUAGUGUUGCAACUUUGUUAACGAAAUGCCAGUAGUUUUUCUUAAUAUAUAAUUUAUGAUUAUGUAGUUCUUAUAAUAAAGACGAAACUAGUUAGGGAAGUCAGCAAUAAAUUUUAUACUUCAACUGUGCCUUUCCUAUUCUAUAUAUUAGCUUGAGAAAUCGAUGAAAAUCAGACUCUGUAUGUGUUGGGAGUCACCUAAUGUAAUAUCUUAUAAUGACAUCAAAGUUAAUUUUGGUACACCACUUCAUAAUUUCUUUUACAAAAUUGUUUUCUACUUAACAUGAUUAGGUGUUUAUAAAAUAUUUCUAAUUUCUAAUAUUGAUAUCAUUUGUUUUUCGAGGAAACUUUAUUAUUAUUCUGUCCCUAUCCAUCAAGUUUGUUAUUUAUUUACCUUAAUUUAAUCAUUACGUCUUCCAUCAUCACGUAUUGUAAUUUUUUGAUGUUAACAAAAUAAAUAAAUUUUCUUUUUCAUAUCAAAAAAAGGAAAAUAUCAUAUAAAAUGAAUUGAUUAAAUGGAAUUUAGUAGUGUUAAGAAUAGUUAUUUCGUGAUAAAAGCAAAUUUCGUGAUAAAAACUUUAAUUGUUUUUCGGUACCGACUGUGUAAUAAUAAUUUUAAGAUGUAUGAACAAUGUUCAUUAGAUGACACCCGUUAAAUUUAGCUGGUGGUCUGUCGAAUUAUGAAAGUUACGAAAUGUUAGGUUGAAAA
Molecule: messenger RNA, 8459 nt
Organism: Danaus plexippus (monarch butterfly)
Lineage: Eukaryota; Metazoa; Arthropoda; Insecta; Lepidoptera; Nymphalidae
Gene: Ca-alpha1T
Product: voltage-dependent T-type calcium channel subunit alpha-1G-like
Exons: 33
Coding region: 15-6593 (2192 amino acids)
Biological process (GO): calcium ion import; membrane depolarization during action potential; sodium ion transmembrane transport
Cellular component (GO): neuron projection; plasma membrane; voltage-gated sodium channel complex
Molecular function (GO): voltage-gated sodium channel activity; low voltage-gated calcium channel activity
Source: RefSeq, a predicted model, not a curated record